This is a messenger RNA of Bipolaris oryzae ATCC 44560, 441 nucleotides long. RefSeq lists its product as uncharacterized. NCBI's taxonomy places the organism in Eukaryota, Fungi, Ascomycota, Dothideomycetes, Pleosporales, Pleosporaceae. The record is from RefSeq and is a predicted model, not a curated record. The transcript has a single exon. Bases 1 to 441 code for a protein of 146 amino acids.
AUGUUUUUUUUGUCCUAUGAUGACGACGACGACGACGGCGAUGAUGAUGAUGAUCGUGACUGUGGGGAGGAAACUAAUGUGGUAUGUACAUGCAUACACAGUAGCCAAGAACGAAAUGCCGGAGUUUUUUUUUGCUCAAUUGGGUGUGUGGGGGGGAGGGGAGGAAAGUGCAAAAGAAAGAUGCAUGGUGCUGCAGCAGUAGCAGCAGCAGUAGAGAAAGAGAGAACCGGUGGGGACACGUAUCGAAGGUCGGGUUUGAUUUUUGAUCAAUGUAUGUAUAUGUAUGAAGGUGGGUAUUAUGUAUGCAAGUAUGCAAGUUUCCUUGUAAGGCUUGCUGUAGCGUGGAUACUAAGUCUGCAUUCAAUCUCUUUGCAUAUUCGAGGAUACGAGCAAACAAAAGAAAAAAAGGGGAGAAGAAAACAAGUGUUUAUUCCUGUAUGA